AUAAGAAUUUCUUAACCGUAUUUUAUUUUCUCUUGUAUAGUAGGUUUUUAGAUUUUUAAAUACAAGAAGAUUUUUUGUUUAUUUUUGGUUCUAUUUCAUUUAUUUUCAAUUUCAUUAUUAUUUUUUUUUCUGAUUCUUUUCAAAAAGAAAAAAAUUUAUAAUAUUUUUUUGAAAUCAUAAUUUUUUUUUGUGGGUGGGUUGGAUAACCGAGAAAAUUUUAUUCAAUUACAAAAUUUCAUUGUUUAAAUUGAAAAAAUUAAAAUAAACAAAAAGUGCAAAAUGAUCAUUUAAUAUUUUUGUUUUUAAUCUCAAAAAUUAAAAUUGUAUAUUUGCUAAAAAUAAAAAUUUGUGUUCCUUAAAAAAAAAAAAUAAUUAAAAAAUCAUGAAAUUCCAAGAAAAAUAAAGAAAUAUUGCAAGAGAAGAGGAGUCUUUUAAAAAUCCUUAAUUAAAUCAUAAAUUAAAAAAAAUUUGUUAUUUAAAAAACAAAAUUAUUAUUUAAUUUUCUAAUUAUAUAAUUUAAUUAUAAUGAUAAGAGAAUAAUGAAUUACGAUAGUAAAUAUGCUUGGAUUUAUUUUUUAUUAUCAGCAUUCGUUACUUUUUUAAUAUUAUUACUGUUAUUUUUAACAAUGCAAGUCGUUGUGUACGAUCAAAGGAAAAUAAUAUUAAAAGAUGCCCAAGAAUUACUACAAUUUAUAAAGCCAAAAACACAAUUUAUAACUAAUUAUUACGGUCAUCAAUGGAAUUAUAUUGGUGAUGCAAAAUAUGGACAUCAAAUUUAUUCAGCAUAUUUUGAUCCUAGAACAGAACUUUAUAAUAAUAAAGACUAUAAUGAAGAAUUUAAUUACUAUGGAGCUAUAAGAAUAAUGGCAUUUUUACCAAUAAAACUGAGGAAUGGAUUAACUUGUAUUAUAAAGUCGGAAAGCAAUAAUACUUACGAAAUAAAAGCAAGUGAAAUUCGACGUUUUCACAAAUAUGAAGAUAUUGAAGGAGAUUUUGCAUUUUAUAUGAUUAUGUGCCCACUUUUUAUUAAUGCCAAAGCAACUAUUGUUAAAUUACCAGCUUAUGUUGCUCUUACAUACAUGGAAAAUCCUUCAUCAGUCACUUCGCCAACUUUUAUAUUAAUUAAUUUCUCAAAAAAUCGAAUAUUAGAUAAACCACGGGAUUCACUAGCUAUUUGUGUUGGUAGUACAGGAUUAAAUCAUAAUUAUACAAAUACAUUAAAUUUUAUUGAAUUUAUUGAACUUUAUAAAUUACUUGGAGCUGAAAAAUUCUAUUUUUAUCAUUUUAAUGCAUCACAUAAUAUGAUACAAGCAUUAAAUUAUUAUUUACGUGAAGGUGUUAUUAAAAUAAAUAAUUGGAAUUUUAAUAUUGAACAAUACGAACCAAAAACAAUUCAUAUAACAAAUAUUGCUGCCCAAAAUUUUGAUUGCAUUUAUCGUACAUAUUUAGAUGGUUUCAAAUAUACAGCAAUUGUUGAUAUUGACGAAAUAAUAAUACCAUUCGAAUAUAAUAAUUUAACUGAUUUUAUAAAUGCAAAAGAUGAAGGACGUAGUAGUGCCUUUAUAUUCCGUAAGGUUUUAUUUUAUAAAAAACGUCCAAGUGAUUAUUUUAAUGUGCCACCAAAUAUUAAAAAUAAAAAUUUAUUAACACAAAUUAAAAUACAAAAAACUGAAACACCAUUACCACAAGGUAAAAAUUCAAAAUAUAUUGCCAAAGGUGAUGCAUUAAUUGAAGCUGGUAUUAACGGUAUUUGGAAAUCAACAGAAGGUCAUACAGAAACACAUGUUAAAUCUGAUGAAGCAUUAAUAUUUAAUUAUAGAACAUCAUGUAUUGGAAAUACUUGUGGUGCUAAUACAGUAACAGAUUUUACACUUCGACGUUUCGGAUCUUUAAUAUGGUACAAUGUAGAAAAUAUUUGUAAAAUUAUAUUUUUGAAUGGAAUUUGUGCUCUUUAGAGCCUAUAUUUAUAUACAUAUAUUUUUACACUGAAUCUUUAUAUUUAUAUAUAAAAUUGUAAAUUUAAAUGUAAUUUAAUAAUUCUAUGCAUAAUUAGGUGUGUCUGUAUAUUAAGUGUCUAUGAAAAUACGUGGAACUUUUUAUUUUGUUAAAGAAAUGCUUAACUGUUACCAUAAAUGUUUGUAUAUUUAUUUAUUUGAAAAUAAAGGAUACGCUUAUUGUUUA
Messenger RNA from Condylostylus longicornis, 2181 nucleotides. RefSeq lists its product as uncharacterized. NCBI's taxonomy places the organism in Eukaryota, Metazoa, Arthropoda, Insecta, Diptera, Dolichopodidae. The record is from RefSeq and is a predicted model, not a curated record. The transcript is spliced from 5 exons. Bases 540 to 1955 code for a protein of 471 amino acids.